AUGGCUAUUAAAGUGCAAACCAAAGAACACUCCGCUUCCGAGUCUGAAUCCAAGACGGGCACUAGCAGCGCGUCGCGCGCCACGGCGAAGAACAGAACCGCCGUCCAGCAAGCACAACAGGCAUUUUUGGCCAAGCACAUUAACUCAAACGGCCCGAACGAUCAGCCAAUCCCGUCUCCGCUAGACUUUGAGAGCUUACCAACCGAGGCUUUGCGCAAAUACAAGAAAAAAUUUGGAAUUAAUGUCCCUUCGUCCUUGACCAUCAGUGGGUACAUGUUGGCGAGCGAGGCCGGAAAAAAAACCUACAGCUACAAAAAUAAGGAUAGAAUCACCAAGACUGAAUUGGCCAGCCAUGUGAAGAAGCACUUUAUGAACCAACAGUGCCGCGAGAGCGAGAUCAUCACCAACUUCAUAUACAAGGUGAACAACCAAGGUACGUACCACGUCUACGUGGGAACGCAGCAUCACUAA
Messenger RNA from Babjeviella inositovora NRRL Y-12698, 471 nucleotides. RefSeq lists its product as uncharacterized. The transcript has a single exon. Gene Ontology annotation, cellular component: histone deacetylase complex. The coding region runs from base 1 to 471 and encodes 156 amino acids. The record is from RefSeq and is a predicted model, not a curated record. Gene Ontology annotation, biological process: regulation of DNA-templated transcription. Lineage: Eukaryota; Fungi; Ascomycota; Pichiomycetes; Serinales. Gene Ontology annotation, molecular function: protein binding; transcription coregulator activity.